CGGGUUCCGCGGACCGAGGUGUGCACAUGCGCAGGCGCAUGCGCACUCACCACAGCGCGCCGGUCCGGCGGGGGCGGGGACACGCGGUGCGCGCGGCCAGGGGCGGAGCGGCGGGAGCAGCGGAGGAGGCGGCGGAGGGCCGGCUGCGGGUUAGGAGGCCCCGGCAGGCUCUGAGUAAACGGAGCGCCACGCUGUGCUGAGCCUGCCGCAGAACCAUGGAGAUCGGCACCGAGAUCAGCCGCAAGAUCCGGAGUGCCAUUAAGGGGAAAUUGCAAGAAUUAGGAGCUUACGUUGAUGAAGAACUUCCUGAUUACAUUAUGGUGAUGGUGGCCAACAAGAAAAAGUCAGGACCAAAUGACAGAGGACUUUCCCUGUUUCUAGGGAACAACACAAUUCGAUUCACCGUAUGGCUUCAUGGUGUAUUGAAACUUCGCUCUGUGACAACUGAACCCUCUAGUCUAAAGUCUUCUGAUACGAACAUCUUUGAUAGCAACGUGCCUUCCAAGAGCAAUUUCAGUCGGGGAGAUGAGAGAAGGCAUGAAGCUGCAGUGCCCACCCUUCCCAUUUCUAACACUAGACCUGAAAAAAGAAAUUCCAGAGUUUCUACAAGUUCACAGGAGCAGAAAACCACUAAUGUCAGACAGACUUAUGAUGAUGGAGCUGCAACCCGACUAAUGUCAACAGUGAAACCUCUGAGGGAACCAGCACCCUCUGAAGAUGUGAUUGAUAUUAAGCCAGAACCAGAUGAUCUCAUUGAUGAAGACCUCAAUUUUGUGCAGGAGAAUCCCUUAUCUCAGAAAAAACCUACAGUGACACUUACAUAUGGUUCUUCUCGCCCUUCUAUUGAAAUUUAUCGACCACCUGCAAGUCGAAAUGCAGAUAGUGGUGUUCAUUUAAACAGAAUGCAAUUUCAACAGCAGCAAAACAGUAUUCAUGCUGCCAAACAACUUGAUAUACAAAACAGCCGGGUGUAUGAAACAGGACAUUUGUGUGAACCAGAAGUGCUUAAUAGCUUAGAAGAGACUUAUAGCCCCUUCUUUAGAAACAACUCAGAAAAAAUGAGUAUUGAGGACGAAAACUUUCGAAAGAGAAAGUUACCUGUGGUAAGUUCAGUUGUUAAAGUAAAAAAAUUUAAUCAUGAUGGAGAAGAGGAGGAGGAAGAUGAUGAUUAUGGGUCCCGAACAGGAGGCGUUUCCAGCAGCGUGUCUGUGCCAGCAAAGCCUGAAAGGAGACCUUCUCUUCCACCUUCUAAACAAGCUAACAAGAAUCUGAUUUUGAAGGCUAUAUCUGAAGCUCAAGAAUCUGUAACAAAAACAACUAACUAUUCUACAGUCCCACAGAAACAGACACUUCCAGUUGCUCCCAGAACUCGAACUUCUCAGGAAGAAUUGCUAGCAGAAGUGGUCCAGGGACAAAACAGAACCCCCAGAAUAAGUUCCCCCAUUAAAGAAGAGGAAGCAAAAGGAGAUAAUAUAGAAAAAAGUCAAGGAACUCAACAGAGGCAGUUAUUAUCCCGACUGCAAAUUGACCCAGUAAUGGCAGAAACUCUGCAGAUCAGUCAAGAUUACUAUGACAUGGAAUCCAUGGUCCAUGCAGACACAAGAUCAUUUAUUCUGAAGAAGCCAAAGCUGUCUGAGGAAGUAGUAGUGGCACCAACCCAAGAGUCGGGGAUGAAGACUGCAGAUACCCUUCGGGUACUUUCAGGACACCUUAUGCAGACACGAGAUCUUGUACAACCAGAUAAACCUGCAAGUCCCAAGUUUAUAGUGACGCUGGAUGGUGUCCCCAGCCCCCCAGGAUACAUGUCAGAUCAAGAGGAGGACAUGUGCUUUGAAGGAAUGAAACCCGUAAACCAAACUGCAGCCUCAAACAAGGGACUCAGAGGUCUCCUCCACCCACAGCAGCUACAGUUGCUGAGCAGGCAGCUUGAGGACCCAAAUGGUAGCUUUUCCAACGCUGAGAUGAGUGAACUGAGUGUGGCACAGAAACCAGAAAAGCUUUUGGAGCGCUGCAAGUACUGGCCUGCUUGUAAAAAUGGGGAUGAGUGUGCUUACCAUCAUCCCAUCUCACCUUGCAAAGCCUUCCCCAAUUGUAAAUUUGCUGAAAAAUGUUUGUUUGUUCACCCAAAUUGUAAAUAUGAUGCAAAGUGUACUAAACCAGAUUGUCCUUUUACUCAUAUGAGUAGAAGAAUUCCAAUACUGCCUCCAAAACCAGCAGUUACAACAGCAAUACCACCUUCUAGUAGUCAGCUCUGCCGUUACUUCCCGGCAUGUAAGAAAAUGGAAUGUCCCUUCUAUCAUCCAAAACACUGUAGGUUUAACACUCAGUGUACAAGACCAGAUUGCACGUUUUACCAUCCCACCAUUACUGUACCACCACGACAUGCCUUGAAAUGGAUUCGACCUCAAACCAGCGAAUGACACCCAGUCCUGCCAGGCAGAAGAUCAUGCAGUUUGAAAGUUUCCAUCUACUGAUGAAAGAUAUUCUACAGAACUUGUCAAAUCUUUGAAACUUGGAAUAUAUUGCUUUCAUAAUAUGAAGUUUAUUGCCUAUCUGAAGUGUCUGAUUUUUCAAGUUUGUAAGUUUCUUAAGUGGUUUUAACAUUGGGUGUUUUUUGUUUUGUUUUUACUAUGAAAAGACAGUUUAAGGAAAGGCUAAAUUCUAUUAAAACAUUUGAGGCAUGUUUGUA
This is a messenger RNA of Microcebus murinus (gray mouse lemur), 2689 nucleotides long. It is a transcript of the gene ZC3H14, whose product is annotated as zinc finger CCCH-type containing 14. Lineage: Eukaryota; Metazoa; Chordata; Mammalia; Primates; Cheirogaleidae. Gene Ontology annotation, biological process: regulation of mRNA stability. Gene Ontology annotation, molecular function: metal ion binding; poly(A) binding. Gene Ontology annotation, cellular component: nucleus; cytoplasm. The record is from RefSeq and is a predicted model, not a curated record.